ACGUACAAGUCAAGACAAACAAAAAAUGUUGAUUUUGAGAAAUCUGAGUGCACCACCGAAAUAAAAUAGAGACUUUGUUACUUUGUACACAACAUACAUCAGGUAUAAUUUAUUGUUAGCAUAUCGAUUUUGUUCUAUUUCAUGCAGAACAAAAGUGGCAAAAUUCAGAAUAGGUUGAUGCCGGACAUCUACCACUUGUUUCGUUAUCAUUUUGUUAUACAAAGGUUUAUAGCCAGCUUACUAAAUAGCCAUGCCUGAAGACGAGUGUGCAGAACUUAGUAAAGCCCUUGAUGUCUUAGAAGAUAAUACAUUCGACACAACAAUAAUGAGAUAUCAGGAAUUCAAAGUGAUACAAAAUGUAGUAGACAGUGACACUGCAUUGAACAUUCACAACAUAAAAAGGGUGCUGGCUGUUUGCAUCCACAAUAUGAAAGAUGAGAAGAGGUUUUGUGGCAAUUCAUUGACUAUUGUCUCAUCCAUUCUGAAAAAAAUUAAUUCUGGUCAACUUACAACAGUCCCUGAUCUCAUACCAUCAGCUUUGGCCAUCAUCAACAUAUUGAAAACUAUAGCCCGUACACCCAAGAUAGACACUUUGCAAGUCCUGAGUUUCAAUACUCUGUUGUCAUAUCCUGAUGAGACAUUUGUGACUAUCACCUCUUCACAUAUCACAGAGAUAAUGGAACUGUAUCAUCUUUAUUGUCACAACAUAAUAUCGAAGGAAGUGAGGUUUCUGCUCUGUGAUGUAUUAAUAAAGCUGCUUAAAAUACUCCCUCAAGAAAGGAGAACAAUAUUUGUUAAAGAGUAUUUAAAUAUUUGGUUUAUUAAACUUAUACCAACAGUUUUGAAUGAUGAAUCACUUGGUUCAUACAAUACAAAGCAUUUUGAGGCUUUAGAGCUGUUGGCUGAGGAACUCCAAAAUGUUGAAUAUUCUGACAAUCAACACUGGGAAGUGCUUUUUGGAUGUAUAUACAAUCCACAUAAAUAUCCUCUAAUCAUGAAAAAUCUUUUAGACUCUGGCAAUCCAUAUUGGCACAGACUGUGGAUUGUAUUUAUAAAACUUCUCAAAAAUCAGAUAACCCGCAGCAAUACUCAAGGAAGUCCCAUAAAUGCUUUGUUACCAGUUGUCGAGGCAGCUUUUAAGAUGGAUGUACCCAAUCGGUGUCGGGCAUUCAAAUGUUGGGAAGUACUCAUAGACAACUUCUCUAAAGAAACAAAUGAGGUUUAUAUAACCAAGAGGUUAAAACUCUUGAUAAUACCACUCCAUUCAAAUAAUGCUAAAGUUGAAGAAACUGCCAUUGCCAAAUUGCAUACAUGGUGGCAUUUAAUUAGGAAAUUUGAGAGCAGAAUAAAUAAGUUUUUUGAUUCAGUACUAAUUGCAUUCUUGAAUUUUUGCUUUGGCAAAAAUGUUUCAACUGUCAAAGCCACAUUUGUACCUGGACUGAUCUCGAGUAAUGUUAAGAAAAAUUGUGUUGAGGCUUUUAUCAAUAUUGCUGGCCAUUUAGACUGCCCUGGAUGUGGUUCUUUGCCUAGAUUGGAAGGUAAAUUAAUAAACACUCAGGUAUUAGUAUGCAACUGGGGUAACUUUGCGUACUGUCUUCGUAAAGCUAUUAUUAUAGCUGCAGAUGAUUCAGUAGGAGUGACAGUAAAUCAGGCUCAGUGUUUGUGGAAAUCAUUUGUGCAGAUCAUUGGAGAUUUGCCUGACAACAAUGUUCGAAGAGAUAUAUUUAAUGAGUUAUUAUCGGUAUUGGAAAAAUUAACACAGGAUUCCCAUCAAAGUGCUACAGAUAAUGCUGGCAAGAUUGAAUUGGAGGAUUUAAUUCUGAACUUGGUUUUUUCAUUAUUUGCAAAUGACAAUAAUAAAAUUAUGUCCCUACUUACUACAAUGCAAAAGACUGAGGGGCCAAUGUUUAAAAUUUUGUCUAUAAUUUUGGGACCAAUUUCAAAUAAUCUUUAUAAUAAAAAUGAUAGCAUUGGCUGUGUGAACAAGUUAAAAUCGGUCAUAAAAUGUAUUUUGGACGAAAAAAUGUGUGUCGUUAGCCAUAUAGUGAAUUGGUUGAUGAAAAAUUUGUCUCCCAAUGAUAAUACACUAGUAAUAUGGACAGCGUUGGCUGAAUCGAUACACGAAAAUGGUACGAAGACAGAAUCUUUGAACUUAAACUAUAUAUUAAUGUGGCCUUUGAAAAAUAUCGACAAAUUCAGUGAUUCUGCAUUGGCAUCAUCGGCAUGGUAUAAUCUCUGUAUAUUGACUUAUUCAAACAGCAAUAGUAAUGUCGACCAGGAAUCGUUCAAGUUGGUUAAAAAUACGACUAUAACCGAUUAUAAUAAGGUGUUUUUAUUAUAUGCUUCUUUAGCGAUUUUGAAGUUAAAAUUGAUUAAAGGAAAUGCAAGUAACAUCGAAAAAGAUAUACAAGUUGUUUUGAAUGCAAUGUCGAAGAUAGAAGAGUAUACAAGCAUUGAAAAAAUAUUGCUGAUUCUAGUAGAUACUCUUAUUCUUUUGACAAGUAAGAUUAUAGACGUUUCAAAUGCUACUACUUCAGAAUAUGUAUUCGUAACUACAAUCCAAAUAUUAACUGUUUUGAAACAACAGUCGCCAGAUACUGUCGAAGAUUUAUUGCAGUUCAUUCAGCAACUACACAAAAAUAUAGAAAUUUUCGUCAAAAGUUCAAAUUCUUUGCAGUUAAAACAAAACAUUAUAGUCAAACUAGCAACUUAUGCAACAGUCGAUAAUAAAUAUCAACAAAAGGAAAUAAUACAGUUAUUGAACUCGUGUCUGUGUGAGAUAAAAGACGUUGAUAAUUCUUUUUAUACAACUAUCAAAAACAGUAUAGACGGUUUGGGUUCUAAAGAAAAUAAAUCUGAAAAUUCUAAGCAAAACAAUAAUUUUACUACACCAAAUACUAAAGCAAUAACUAGAAAAGCAAAGAAAAAAGAAGCUAGUAUUGUGAACACUGUAGUAGAAAAUGGAGAAGAAUAUGUUGUAGUCAAAUCGAAUUGGAAAUUCAAUCCUAGGAAACUGACUGAAAAUCAGAAGGAAAAAUUGCAAAGAAAAAGAGAUGACAUUCCAGCUCUCUAUCAGGACUUGUCUCAGUCUCAAGACGAAUUUAAAAUGGCGACAUGGAAAGCGGACUCUCAGGAUAGCUCAACGACAAUGAGUAGUAAAUCAAACUCAAAAACAAGCGACGAUCCUGCAUCUAUUCUGAAAUUUAUACCUAGUUCCGAAGUUGUGCCUAAAAUUAUUGAUAACAUUUUCUCAGAGAGUGCUUCUAAAGCUAACACAAUGACAGAGCAAUCAGAAGAUAAAUUAUUAGAUAAUAAUACAAGUAAGUCUAAACAAAUUGUAACCAAAGACGUCAAAUCGCCUCGUGUAGCUCUGAAAGAUAGGGUUUUUAGAAAUGUAAGAAAUCUUAUAGAAAAAUCAUCAUUACCAGCAAACGGCAAGGAUAGGUCAGAAAGCUUAAUACAAAUAGAAAAUGUUCCUAAAACACCCGUUUCUACGGUUUUAAAUAUUAGUAAGAUAACUAACUCUGCGCCACCAAAAGUAAAUACAGAAAGACCAUCCCGCGUGAAAAGAAAACCAAAAAAAUUAGAUGAUGUAGUGUUAUUUGGCUUAAAAAAGCGAAGAAAUUCUUUGGGUUGCAAUGAUCAAAAUGAUUCACAAGGCGGUAAUGAGUUAAGUGAAAGCCGAUUAGAUGAUUGUAAUAUGCAAGGGGAAUCAAUCAAGAAUGUAGAUAUAAAAGAAGACAAACAAUCAGAUAUAGUUUUGGGUAAUAAAACAAAUUUAGAUACUAACAUGGAAAUUGUUGACGACCCUUUAAAUAAACCCAUGGAUAAUAGAGUAGUCGAAAAACUUGAUGAAAAAGAAGAUGAAGUAAUCCAUAUAAAAGAUGAUGUUGAUGGAGCAAAUGUUGAAAACAAAAAUUCUGAUAUUAACCUUCUCGAAAAGGAAAAAAAUGUGGAAACCAGUUCUAAAACUUGUGAUAAAGAUAAGAAUUCAUUGUUAACACCGAAAACAAUAAAGAAAAAAGAUUCACAAGAAUCAUCUAUCAAAAAAAGUACUACAAAAAAAUCUAGAAUUGAAAAAGAAUUAGCUAUUGAUAUGGUUGAAGGACAUCCAUUUUUGAAAACCCAAACUGAAAAGAGGUUAACAAGAAAGAAUCUUAAUAAUUCUACAAAUAAUAGUAGAAGAACAAGUUUAGCUGAAAAAAAUAAUAAAUCUAAGUCUGAUAUCAAAACGCCUUUAAGACAAGAUAAGAAAAAAGAUAAAGAUAAGAUUAAAGAUGAAACGAACAAACAGAAGGCUAAAGGAAUAUCCGUGAAAUCUGAAGAGCUAAAAGAAGACGCAAGUUUUGAAUCCAUAGAAGAUGCUCCUUGCUCUGAGGAUGUAAUUGAAAGUUCCCAGGAUUCCACAGUCACUACUAUAAGUGUAAAGUCGACAAAGUCAUUAGUGCCGAAAAAAACAUUACUUAUAGAAAAUGUUCAUGUACUCGAUAAACGUGUUAGUAAGGAAUUAGAAACUCAAAAUUUGUUAGAUACUCAUAUUAAAAAUAGUUCAUUUAUUGACAAUAAAGAAGAUAGUAAAGAGGAUAUAGAAAUACCGAAGAAUAAAACGGCUGAAGAUGCGCAGGGAGAUAUAGAUCUGACAGAAACAAUGGAUACAGAACCUUUCGACAGUAAGGUUGUAGAUGAAAUUAUUGUGAUUUCUGAUGAUGUGCCAAUAAUUUCACUAGAUACAGAUGUUGCGGGACCGGAGACACAAGAAUUGGCAGAAGCUGAUACACUACCUAACAUCGUUGAAGAUUUCAUAGAACAUCCGACAAAUAAAACCAUUGUUGAUUCGAAUAUAACGACAGUUACAUCAACUGUAAGUGAAGUCGACAAUAAACUUCAGACAGACAACGAAAAUAAGACUGAUUUAACUAUAGCUGAAACUACAGACUCUGGAACUUUAGACAAAGAUACUGACGUAUCUUCUCCAUUUAAAGACGAUGUUCAGAGAAAACAAGACUUCUUAGAUAACACAUUUGAGAUAUCCCCAAUUAAGACUAUGAGUCCUGAUAGAGAUAAAAAGUCACCGUCGCCAGAAACCAGUAGUGAUUAUGUUGUAAUUAAAUUGUCUUCGCCAGUGCAAAGUAAUGGUGAGCCUUUUGACAAGUGUGAUUCGCCGGAAAUUUUCACUGAAGACAAGAUCUCACCAGACAAACGUAAUCAAUCGCCUCCUAGAGAAGAAGUCGCUGUGACUAAUACGAGCCCGAGUUCUAGUUUGUCUUUAAAGAAAAAUAGACCACAGGUUAGAAGUGGCGGUCGUGCGGCACAAAUGCUUGGUCUUUGCGUCCCGGAUAGAUUGCAGACCUUAAAAAAUUCUGAAAGAUUUGAAUCUGAAGAGCCAAAAAGAAGUCCAUCGACCACGCCUGCCAGAAGGAAUUUACGUAUCUUAUAUAAUUCAGUUGGUGAUAAUAGUGAAAAUUCAGAAGAAAAUGAAGACAGUGAUAACUUUUUGAAAUUGAAAAGGUCUUUGCCUACGGCUGAUAGUAGUCCUUCUGUACCUAUCCUAAAAAGGAAGUUAGCUGAAAUAAUCGACGAGGCUACCGUUUCACCUGCCAGCAAAAGGAAACGAGUUAGUUUUCACGACCCGCCAGUAUCUACCACAGUCUCUGUACAUAAGUAUAUAGAACCAUGUGGUGUUAGAUCCCCACAAAAUUCAGCACUCAAACGCCAAGAGCGACAGUUGAGAUCACAGACAAAUUUGAAGUCACCCAAAAGACUCGACACAGCAUUUAAGUUAGAUAUGGUUCUAAACAAAGCUGUUGAAAGUUUUGACGAAUCUCAAAAGAAUGCCAGUGUAGAUGAUACACAAAUGACUUCUUUAGAUGAAACUCCUGUAGUAGAAAUAGUAAAGACGAGUGAUCUUAACGACGCCUAUCCAAUAUGUCCUAACUUAGUUGAUUGUAGUGACCCAAUAGAUGCUAUUGCUUCUGAACUGUCCUCUCCAGCCACGAAAAUAAUGUUCUUGAAGGAAUUGGAAGGUGAAAUUAUAACAAUCGGUGAUCUGGCUAAGAUGACUGAACUUGAAGUAAAUAGGUUAUGUAUAAAGGCGCCCAAAGUGAAGGUAGCUAAGAAAGUGUUGUCCGACUACGCUUCAAAAAAAGUUGCAUUGCAAGACAAGGAACUCCCGCAAGAGAUAAUGGAAGUCGAAGUGCCGCCUAAGGAAAUAGAGGAAAUUAAGAAAAGUGAUGCAGAAAAUCAGACUAAUGUAAUGUGUGUGGAUAUGGAAAUUCAAACAAAUAUAGUGGAGUUUACGACCGCGAACAUGCAGACUGAUGACGUUGCCACCGCACAGUGUCACACCCAGACAGUACAGUCGGGCAGUAAUUCUACGGAAAUUAUUAUUUCUUCAUGUUUAUCGGAAAGAAAAGACUUCAUAUUAGAAUUGAAUAAAAACCUGCCAGACUCAUCCAAACAGGAAAUUGUUGAGAGCUUACAGUUUGACACACUCAAAAAUUCUUUUAUGAAAAAGGUUAAUAACCAAAAUUACUCCACUGUUAUAACUGAUGUGCUGAAAAAUACUGCGAAAGGUGAUUCAGAUUUGUCACGUCUGCAAACAUAUCUAUCUGAAAAGUAUACAUCCAGACAACUGAUAUUAUUCUGUAGUGAGUUAUUGCGUAAAUUACAUGAUGAAUCAAUGCAAGAUUAGGAAAUCAGGAUACAAUGUUUGUAUGCAUUUUUUUUCGGUAUUUGAUUAUAUCUUGAAGGAUUGUGUUCUAUCUUAUAGUAUUCAUACUUGUAAGAGUUCAGUAUAAACUUUAUAAUCGUUUCUUACUGAAGAAACUUUCAAGUUUAUGAUUUUAAACAAUAAGAUAUUUUUUCUUUUUAAGUACGUCUUUUAAUAUAGCAUAGAAAUUGUACAUUUUAAGUCUUUUAAUUUUUUAUUCAUUUCAACAUGUUAUUCGAGAUGAUUUUUAAAUUUGGUUUAGAAGAAAACUAAAAAACUCUUAUCAAAACCUAUUUAUUUCAUAACAAGUUCAUAUUUACAAUAUCAGUCAUGAUUGUUGACCUAACGGGUCACACAUUAGUUCAUCCAUACAAAACUCUUAUUACCACAAAAUGCAAUGGCGAUUAUCCUAUAUUGUAUGAAUGAAUCUGCAUUUCAGAAGUGGGAUUUUAUGUAUUUUUCGAAUUACAUAAUUUAAUAGUCAAUGUUGACAAAGUUUACAUGCUUGUACGAAGUUUGUACGCACAUGUUACAUCAAUUAAUAUAUGUUAUGGCGUAUAUAUUAAAAAGAUAAAUUUAUUUCCAACAGUGAUGGCUUUUAUACAUUUAUCUAUAGACAGAAUACUGAUAAAUAUUAUCUUCAUUUAAAUAUUUGCCUCUUUUCGGAAUGCGAUAAAUAUAAAUAAAUAUUAUAUUUAUCACUUUUGAAUAACAACGAUUUUGCGUGUAAACUCUGUCAAAUAAGUAAAAGUACAAGAUGGCAGCAAAAUAUAUCAGGAUCUUACAGAUAUAACACAAAUUAUGAACAGCAAACUACUGUAGACAAAUUACCUUAAAGCUUUAUAUAUAACACCAAGACUUAGCCUAUGUAUAACACACUUAUAUGUACACAUCCGAUAGAACAUAACUUAAAAUAGGUACCCAGAUUUAUAUCACACAAAAAAAUCUUAAAUCUUUAACUGCCAAAUUAGAUUAUACAAAUUACAGACUGAAAUUUGUAAAUAUAAAGGGUCAAUUCGACUAAAUAUUGUAUGAUUAAAAAUAGAUUUCUUGAUUACAUAAAUCCAAUACUUUACAGUACUAUUCUAUGAAGUAAAUUUUUUUAGCAGAGUUCAAUUGGACCCAAAAUACGCCGCGUCGUAGGAACUAGUAUUUUUAAAUAAAUUAUUUUAAAAUA
Messenger RNA from Plodia interpunctella (Indianmeal moth), 7886 nucleotides. It is a transcript of the gene Rif1, whose product is annotated as Rap1 interacting factor 1. Gene Ontology annotation, biological process: telomere maintenance. Gene Ontology annotation, cellular component: nucleus. The transcript has 12 exons. NCBI's taxonomy places the organism in Eukaryota, Metazoa, Arthropoda, Insecta, Lepidoptera, Pyralidae. The coding region runs from base 251 to 6691 and encodes 2146 amino acids. The record is from RefSeq and is a predicted model, not a curated record.